UGUGCCUUUAAGAAUCGAGAGCUCAGCUCUCUAUCCUCUCGUUCUCCAUCUCCACCUUUCUCCCUGUCUGUCGUUGAGGGUUUCAAAGGAUAUCAACCGGGCCUGAGAUAGGCUACUCAUAAGCGAUAUUCAGCAUUUAAGGAAAAUUAAUCAGGAGGAGAAUGGAUCCAGUUUGAGCAUCUUGACUGAUAAGUUGCCGAGUGUGAUCCUGUAACCAUGGCGACCUGUGGGCGUGGUUGCGUCCCGGCAGUGCGUUUCUGCCAAAGGCUGAACCGACUGAAGACCCUGGAUGAUGAUUUGAUGGUGACAUCAAUGAAGCGCUGCCUGACCAUGGUGGACCUGGCCCUGCUGGGUGUUGGUGGCAUGGUGGGCUCUGGUCUCUACGUCCUGACUGGCACUGUGGCCAAGGACACCGCGGGACCUGCCGUGGUCCUCUCCUUCCUCAUAGCAGGCAUCGCCUCCCUGAUGGCCGCCCUCUGCUAUGCUGAGUUCGGGGCUCGCGUGCCCAGAACGGGCUCGGCCUACAUGUUCACCUAUGUUUCUUGUGGAGAAAUAUGGGCCUUUCUCAUUGGCUGGAACGUAGUGUUGGAGUACAUGAUUGGUGGGGCCGCGGUGGCGCGGGCGUGGAGUGGUUACCUGGACUCCAUGUUUAACCACACUAUCCAGAACUACACAGAGAACCACAUAAUGAAGUGGAAUGUUCCCUAUAUUGCCCACUACCCUGACCUGCUGGCCGCCGGGAUUCUAGUGGUUGCCACCAUCUUCAUAACCUUCGGAGUGCGAGUCUCUUCUUGGCUCAACCACAUCUUCUCCGCUGUUAGUCUGGUUGUCAUACUCUUCAUCUUGGUGUUUGGCUUCGUGCUGGCCGAUCCAGUCAACUGGAGCCAGAAAGAAGGAGGUUUUGCACCGUUCGGUGUGUCUGGGGUUAUGGCAGGCACAGCCACCUGCUUUUACGCAUUUGUUGGCUUCGAUGUGAUUGCAGCCUCCAGCGAGGAGGCAAAGAACCCCCAGCGAGCCAUUCCUAUGGCCACAGCCAUCUCCUUGUGCAUGGCAGCCACAGCCUACAUCCUGGUCUCCACUGUCCUCACUCUCAUGGUGCCCUGGCACUCCCUCGAUCCCAACUCCGCUCUGUCUGACGCCUUCUUCCGCCGAGGCUACAGCUGGGCUGGCUACAUCGUGGCAGUAGGGUCCAUCUGUGCCAUGAACACAGUGCUCCUCAGCAACCUCUUCUCCCUCCCUCGGAUUGUUUACGCUAUGGCGGAGGAUGGCCUCUUCUUCGCCUUCUUCGCCAAGGUCAACCCUGUCACCAAGGUCCCUGUGAAUGCCAUCUUGGUGUUUGGCCUCCUCAUGGCCGUCAUGGCGCUCAUCUUUGACCUGGAGGCCCUGGUCCAGUUCCUGUCCAUCGGCACCCUCCUGGCCUACACCUUUGUGGCAGCCAGUGUCAUUGUGCUGCGCUUCCAGCCUGAGAAGGAGAAGACCAGUUCCAAGGCUAACUCCACUACCUCCCCUAACACCAACUACAACCCAGAGCCCUCACCCGAAGCCUCCGAGUCCCAGAUCAUAGCUCAGGACAGCGGGGAGCUGAAGGAGUAUGAGUCCUUCUCAGACAAGCUACAGCUGGUGGAGAUGCAGAAGACCAGGGAACGCAGCGCCCCAGGGGUGUUGAAGGCCCGCUGGGAGCCCUACCUGGGCAGGUUGCUAGGGGACUUUGAGCCGGGGGAGGUGGUGGCCUUCUCUGUGCUGGCGGUGAUGGUGAGCUCUGUGUCCCUCUGUGCCGUUUUUGUGUUUGGGAGUAACCAGCUGCAGCUGCCUACGUGGAGCUUCGCCGUGCUAAUAGUGGUGUUUGGCUCAACCUUCCUCCUCAGCCUGGUCGUCAUAUAUGCCCAUGAACCACACAUCAACACCAAAACCUUCCAGGUACCCUUGGUCCCAUUCAUCCCUGGUGCAAGCAUCCUCAUGAAUGUGUUCCUAAUGCUGAAGCUCAGCCCAAUGACCUGGAUCCGCUUUACCGUAUGGGUGGCUGCAGGUCUACUGGUGUAUUUUGGCUAUGGGAUAUGGCACAGUAAGGAGGGCCUGAGGGAGCUGCAGCCCAAGGACAUGGCUGCCAGGUACGUGGUGCUCCCUAGUGGCAGCCUGGUAGAGACAGUCCAGUCAGUGCAGCCGAACGGACAUGGGGACGCCAGCGCCCUCCACACCACCCCCUCCCCCGCCCAGUCUGCUGAAGAGCAGCAGGCAAAGAGAUGAUGUGUAGGAACUAUGAAGGGAGCCAUCUUUAUUUCAGUGGGCCGUUUAUCAUCUAUCUGCUCCUACUCAUACAUUACCUCACUCUCUUCUUCUCUGACUUCCCUCUCGUGACUGGCCUCAUACAAUCAGUGUGUACUGACACAAGUCUGUGUUUCUCUGCGUUAGUAAGUACACAUCACACAAUGACAUUUACGCUCUCUCAUUCUGAAACAUAUUUAUAUUUAUUUUGACAUAUUGUAUCUCUUAAUAUGGGAACAUAGUAAUAAAGCUAUCUAGCAUUGUUUAGGAUAUUGCUAUUGGUUAUAAUCACUGUAUUUAAAAACAAAAUGGUAGAUAAACCAGCACAGGUGUUAUUUCCUUGUUAGCAUUUCUCUCAACUCCUCAAUUGAUCUGCUUUUUAAUGUCUCUCAGUCACUCACAAUUUAAUGUGUUUGGUAGUAGGAUGGUGCUUUUGGUCAUAGCAUACAUUGAGUCAUGUUGAUAAGCUGCAUUUUUCGUUUUGUAAGCACUGGAAUGAAUGGACCUUUGUUUAGACACACCCAAGUACAAACACAUAUUCACAUUUGCUUUCUCCCUCUCUCUCUCUCUCACACACACACACACACACACACACACACACACACACACACACACACACACACACACACACACACACACACAAGCAUUAUUCUUGCCUGAGGAGAGACUAGGUUCUGUCAGUGGGUCAUGUGGGUCCACUUACAACCCCUGGGACCACCUCAAGAUCCCCCUCAUUCCCCCGCACUAGUGGCUGCUCAGCCAAACGCAAAUCAUUUACAUACAUUUUCUAUUUUAAUGAUUAUUUCGGACUUGUUUCAUGUAGUUUCUGAGCUGUGAAUCAGUCUAUUUUAUCAUUUUAAUUUUGCAUUUCACUGAUGGCAUAUCACACACAUAUUAUGUUCUGUUUUGGGAUGUUUUUGUACCUCGCUUCGUAUCAUAAUGACCCGACUCCACUUGUUAAUGUUCUCUGUCUCCAUCACAUGAGAUUGUCACUCUCUUCUUCUAAGGCGGAGUAGGCCUUUCAACCUCUCGCUUAAUCCACUGACUCCCAUCCAAUGACCUCACUCACUCUUAUGUGUCCCAGAUUUUGCAAUCAACCUAAUAUCUACUGAGAAGGGUUAUUCCCCCAAUGCACAAGAACUAGACAGCGACCCAUUCCCCUUCUGUGUGCUAGCAUGAGAUUAGUUUAUACAACCAUCUAAUAUAAAAGCACCUGGAUUAUUUUAGCUAUGGUUUUGUUCUCAUUUCUCCUCAUACACAACAGUGAUAAUGCGAGACGAGAGUUAUUAACAUGUGUUUUAAUACAUGCUUUUUGUAAGGCAAGCACAAACCCAGUUCAUGAUGUACCUGAACAGGGUAUUUGGUGCUGCUGUUUAGAACCAUAUUAACAAACAGGGAUUGAGUGUUUUGUCAGACUAUGCCAGCCAUAGGACAUCUCUUAUCCUCAUGAGACCUCUGUAAUCCGACAGAUUUGCAGCAGUCCCUGCGGUUGACCAAUAGCUUGAUCUAGAUUACAUACACGCAGAGAUCACUCUCACUCGUAGUGCUGGAUUACACUGACCUCCUCAGAGAGGGAUUGCACUCUCACACCCAGUUACUCACUACCCUGUCUGAUAGCACAGUGUUCGAGAGGGCAGUAAGAUGUCAUGACAAUGUAACAUUGUCUCAACGUGAUAAUCAUAACAUUCCCAUAGCUAAGGUUUUCAGUCCUGAGAACGGAUUAUUUUGUUACCUAUAAGGUGUAUAUUUGUCUGUUUGUCACAUUUGGAGAUUGAGGUAAAACGUCUACCAUUUAUCUGCAUAAUAAUAAUGUAACUACAACAUUGCCUUGAUGUUAUUAGCGUUUUCUAUAUAUCACAGUCCUUAGAAUGAUGAAAAAUAAGCAUGAGUCCCUCACUACCGGCUACCAACCUCACACGUGUCUGUAGCUCACCUUAGUGUGGUACUCAAAAAUAUGUUUGUUUUGUCUCUUAUUUAUUAGUUAUUGUAAACAUACAUUUGUUUAUGUAAAUAUAUGACACAAGCAACCAAUGGCCUUAAAGAUGUUUUCAUGAGUACAGAAUGAUUCCCAAAGCUUACGUGAAAUGUAAACAACUUUAGUUGUUCAGGUAGCUUUUCACCUCUAUCCAAGUAGUUUACCCUGUUAUAAUCUCAGUAUUUAUUCAUAGGAUAUUAUAUUGUAAACUACUAUAUUCCAUUCAAUUGAUUUCAACAACAGAUACAGCCUUUGAAGUAAUCAAAUGUUGGUGGAUGUGGGGAUAACAAAAAUAUUAAAUGGAUUUUUGUACAACUUUGCACAUAGUUUAAGAUUUUAACUGCAAACGACUGUCUGUGUCUCUCUACCAGCGUGUCUCUGUUUUUCCUGCGUGGGCAAGUGACAGGUGUUGGCACUAUGGUGCUUUUGGCAAGCUGAACAUUUCCUCACCUCGAUGAGUUACGCUCUCUGUCUUGUGUGUCAGUAAGCACAAUGCGCUAUGGGCUCUGACUGUACCUAUGUACUCUGUACUUACACAUUCAAAUUCUAAGUAUUUUUUGUUGUAUAAAGUCUAAAAGAAGCUGUGUUAUUUCGUGACAAAUAAAUGUUUUGAAGCAGCA
Molecule: messenger RNA, 4857 nt
Organism: Oncorhynchus keta (chum salmon)
Lineage: Eukaryota; Metazoa; Chordata; Actinopteri; Salmoniformes; Salmonidae
Product: cationic amino acid transporter 4-like
Exons: 5
Coding region: 217-2244 (675 amino acids)
Biological process (GO): transmembrane transport; amino acid transport
Cellular component (GO): plasma membrane
Molecular function (GO): amino acid transmembrane transporter activity
Source: RefSeq, a predicted model, not a curated record